Messenger RNA from Cyprinus carpio (common carp), 4223 nucleotides. RefSeq names its product sterol regulatory element-binding protein 2-like. Gene Ontology annotation, molecular function: protein dimerization activity; DNA-binding transcription factor activity, RNA polymerase II-specific; RNA polymerase II cis-regulatory region sequence-specific DNA binding. Gene Ontology annotation, biological process: positive regulation of cholesterol storage; positive regulation of transcription by RNA polymerase II. Lineage: Eukaryota; Metazoa; Chordata; Actinopteri; Cypriniformes; Cyprinidae. The record is from RefSeq and is a predicted model, not a curated record. Gene Ontology annotation, cellular component: nucleus.
GCGCGUCCCGGCCGAGCGCUGUUUGCGAAUGACGUCAGUGCCGGAGCGAAAGAUGGCCGCGUUCGGUGGGUAAGCGCUCGAGCGACACCGGAACCGAGCGAGCAGCCGCCACACGGAGAGCCCGAGACUCUGAGAGGCGCGAGACGCGAGGAUGGACCCCGCCGAGUUCAUGGACAGCGUGGACCAGAGCCUGACGGAACUGGGCGAUGAGUUCACCCUGGGAGACAUCGACGAGAUGCUGCAGUUCGUCAGUAAUCAGGUGGAUUUCCCUGAUCUCUUUGAGGAUCAGAUGGGGGGUGGAGCUGUGGCCCCCGCGAGGCCCCUCCAACAGACGGCCCCCAGCACCAUACUGACACCCCCCCACACGCCCAUACAGACCAGCAGCCAGACGCAGACACGCACACCGCCGCUGCUGCAGCCGCGACCACAGCCCAUCACACAGGUGCAGACGCAGACGUUCCCCAUGCAGACGCUGGCAGUGCAGACACAGGCGCAGCCGCAGACGGUGAUGAUCACACCAACCGGCACGCAGACACACCGAUUCAUCCACAACCAGGUGAUCUGCCAGCAGAACCCCGGCGCCGGCUUUCAGGCCGUGUCCUUCUCAGUCCUCCAGCCGCAGAUGCAGAGCAUCAUGACGUCUCCGCAGGUCCAGCCCAUGACCUUCCAGCACCAGCGGCUGCUGACUCCGUCCGGUCAGACCUUCCAGACGCUGUCCACCACGCCGGUCCACACCGUAUCCCAGCAGGUGCUGCUGCACCAGCCACAGAUCCUGAAGACGGACUCUCUGGUUCUGACCACGCUCAAACCGGACGGGACGCAGGUGCUGUCGACCGUCCAUAACCCGCCGGGCAUCACCACGCUCACGGCACCCCUCCAGACCACCUCGCUGCAGGUCCCUACGCUGAUGAGCAGCAACAUUCUGACCACCGUUCCCAUGGUGAUGGGAGGCGGAGACAAGCUGCCAAUCAAGCAGCUCUCCUCAGGCACCGCCCACACAGGAGGCGGGGCCAGGGUGAGCAUGGAGCAGGGCGUUACCGUGGGAACAGGAGGAGUUGUGAAGGAGGGCGAGAGACGGACGACACACAACAUCAUCGAGAAACGCUACCGAUCGUCCAUCAACGACAAGAUCCUGGAGCUGCGCGACCUCGUGAUGGGCAGCGACGCCAAGAUGCAUAAGUCUGGCGUUCUGCGUAAAGCCAUCGACUACAUCAAAUACCUGCAGCAGGUGAACCACAAGCUCCGGCAGGAGAACCUGGCGCUCAAGAUGGCCAAUCACAAGAGCAAGGCGGUGUGUCUCUCUGAUGAGGUGGAUCUGAAGCCAGAGGUGGCCUUUAUUUCUCCUCCUCCGUCAGAUUCAGGCUGCAGCUCUCCUCCUCAGCUCUCGCCCUUCUGCAUCGACUCGGAGCCGGGCAGCCCUCUGCUGGAGCACGAGCCGGUGAAGAGCGAGCCGGACUCGCCGGCGUCAGUGGGAGUGAUGGACCGCUCGCGUCUGCUGCUCUGCACGCUCACCUUCCUCUGUCUGUCGCUCAACCCGCUGCCGUCUCUGCUGGGGUCCGAGGAGAGCGCCGGGCUGACCGCCGCACACGGACCCACGCGCUCGCUCUUCUCUCUGCCCGCGCAGAGCUUCGGGGCGUGGCUGUGGUGCGUGUUGCCGUGGCUCCUGGUGUGGGUCCUGAGCGGGGUGGGCGUGGUCUGGGGGUGUGUCCGUGUGCUGUACCUGUGGGAGCCGGUCACGCCCCUUCACUCGCCCACCUCAGUGCGCUUCUGGAGACACAGGAAACAGGCCGACCUGCAGCUGUACCGGGGUGAUUACGCGGAGGCCGCGGUCAGUCUGCACACCUGUCUGUCCGUCUUGUCCAGAGUGCUGCCCUCCUCCACCCUCGACAUCAUCUGCUCGCUCUCCUGGAACCUGAUUCGCUACUGCCUGCGGAAACCCGCCCCCCUGGGCUGGCUGGUGCGUCUGGUUGGAGGAAGACAUGAGGGGGAGGAGUCACAGACCAGCUCACGAGACGCAGCUCUGGUGUAUCACCAACUCAGCCAGCUGCAGCUCACAGGUAAGCUGGAUCAGCGGUCGCUCUGGGGUGUGUGUGUGUCUCUGAGUGCUGUGAAUCUGAGUGAGAGUGCGGAGGGGAAGAUGCCGGUCACUCAGCGGAUCCAGAUCUUUGUGACGGCAGCCAUCAGUCUGAGAGCAGCGCUGGGGAAACACCUGACCUGUCUGCCGGGUCACCUGCUGAGCUGCGCCGAGGCUCUGGCCGGUCAGUCAGACUCCAAGCCCCUCCCAGACUGCCUGCGCUGGAUCUUCACGCCGCUGGGCCGCCAGUUCUUCCUGAGCUGUGAUUGGUCAGUGAGGGCGGAGAGCAGCGAGCAGAUCUUCACGUCUCAGAGAGAUGAAGCGGAUCCCAUCGCGCAGCUGCACCGCUGCUUCUGUGAGAAGCUCCUGGAGAGAGCCGUGCACACACUGAUCGAGCCGCAGAGCAGCAAACACGCAGAGGACGCUGGGGAGUUCACGGGUGUUCUGGAGUUUCUGCAGCUGCUCAACAGCUGUACUGAAGACUCCGCCCCCUCCACCGCCCCUUUCCCUGCGCUGGCCAAUCAGAGCUCAACACCAGUCAGGGACCCCGUGUGCCGCUGGUGGGCGUCGGUGCUGAAGGCCGCGGUUCAUUGGCUGCAGGGUGAUGAUGCGUCGGUGAGGUCACUGCUGGCGGAGGCGGAGCGGAUGCCCAGAGCGCUGCACACACUGGAUCACCCGCUGCCGAAGGCCGUGCUGGCGCUGUGUAAGGCUGUGCAGAUGAGUGUGAGUCCGCAGAAGGGCGAGGGGGUGGUCAGCUGUCUCGGUCACUGCCAGCGCUCCAGCGCUCACCUGCACAUCAGUGUGUGUCAGUCACACAACACCUGGCUGCACAAGGGGGUGGAGCUUCUGGUGUGUGACCUCCUCCUGACUCUGAGGACCAGCCUAUGGCAGCGCGGAGGCGGGUCUAACGGGGAGCCAGGCCCCGCCCCCGGAUCCCAAUUAGCUGGAUUUCAGAGGGACUUGAGCUCUCUGCGUAAGCUCGGCCAGGCCCACAGACAGGCCCAACACAAGCUCUUCCUGCAUGAGACAACGGUCCGACUGAUGGCAGGAGCCAGUCCCACACGCACACACCAGCUGCUGCGACACCGAACACACAACUACAGCACGACCGACGGUGACGGUGCACUGGGCGAGCGUGAGAGGGCUCAUGCUAUCCUGCUAGCGUGUCGUCACCUGCCUCUGCCUCUGCUGACGCCGCCGGGUCACCGCGCUCGACUGCUGGCCGAGGCCAAACGCACGCUGGAGCGAGUGGGAGACCGCAGAUCCCUGCAGGACUGCCAGCAGAUACUGCUGCGGCUCGGAGGAGGAACCACCAUCGCUGCCACAUAACACACACACACACACACACAUAUAACACACACACACACACACACCACACACACACUCAUAUACACACAUAUACACACACACACACUGAACCUUCUUCAGCUGUAUGUUAGUCAUGAUCACGUUAAUAUUAGAUGUAUAUUAGUUUAAUCCUCAACACACACACACAGAGACACACACACAGGUUCAUUCAAAUCUACUGCAACAGCUAGUAAAUAAACGGCUCAUGUCUGCAGCUACCUCACACACACACACACUCACACACACACACACACACACACACACUCUCUCACACACACACAUAUGUAUGUUGUACAGAACUGUGUCUUAUAGACCAAAGUCUUUUAGCACUAGUGAGAUACACGAGGGUUAUUAUAUAAUUAUUAUUUCAUAUGACGACCUUAACACUUCAUCAUGUGUAAUUUCUUCAGAUUUAGUUUCUGAUGUGUUUGUUUUAUUUGCUUUGGUAGUAUUUUGUGUUUAUUCUUUUAUAUUUGAAUAGAUGACAGCGGGACUUUUAUUAUGACAACGCGUGAUGAUGAUGAUGAUGAUGUAAUGUCUCUCACACACACAUCAGAAAUGAGCUGUUAAUGCAGAAAAAAAUAUGCGUGUGUAUUAUUUGGUGUUUAUAAUAAUUUAAUCUAAAGCUUCUGGUUGUGUUUUAAUAUCUAACUGUAAUAACUCUCUGCAGCUCCGUCACAUGCACUCUUUCUGCUCUCACUCUUUCCUUCAUGUGUUUGUCUGAAUCUCUACAUCUUGUGAAUUUUUUUUUUUUAUUUAUUUUAAUUUUUUUUAUAAAAUUGCAGAUGCCGUUGAAGAACCA